Juglans microcarpa x Juglans regia is the source of this 500-nucleotide messenger RNA. RefSeq names its product transcription factor MYB77-like. Gene Ontology annotation, molecular function: RNA polymerase II cis-regulatory region sequence-specific DNA binding; DNA-binding transcription factor activity, RNA polymerase II-specific. Gene Ontology annotation, cellular component: nucleus. Gene Ontology annotation, biological process: regulation of DNA-templated transcription. NCBI's taxonomy places the organism in Eukaryota, Viridiplantae, Streptophyta, Magnoliopsida, Fagales, Juglandaceae. The record is from RefSeq and is a predicted model, not a curated record.
UCACGGCUAUGGAGGCGUCACAGAGAGACGUAGAUCGGGUCAAGGGCCCAUGGAGCCCCGAGGAGGAUGAGAUGUUGCGGAAGCUAGUGCAGAGCCAGGGGGCUCGGAGCUGGUCUGUGAUUAGCAAGGCGAUCGCGGGGAGGUCAGGCAAGUCGUGCCGGCUUCGUUGGUGCAACCAACUUUCACCGGAGGUGGAGCACCGGCCCUUCACCCUAGAGGGGGACCAGAUCAUUGUUAAGGCCCACGCCAAGUACGGCAACAGGUACACCAUCGCCAGGUUGCUCAACGGCCGUACGGACAACAGGAUCAAGAACCACUGGAAUUCUACACUGAAGUGGAAAUACUCAUUGAUAAGCGAUGACACCGCCACCAUCACUACAACUACCGCAGACGAAAUUCUAUCACGACCGCACAAGAAAUCUGAGGGACCGCCUCCUCUUGUGACGGUUUCUAGUCGACAUUACAGUCUAGCUAGGUUGCCCGUCUGGAUCCAACGUUAG